Messenger RNA from Pisolithus orientalis, 774 nucleotides. RefSeq lists its product as uncharacterized. The record is from RefSeq and is a predicted model, not a curated record. The coding region runs from base 215 to 688 and encodes 157 amino acids. The transcript has a single exon. NCBI's taxonomy places the organism in Eukaryota, Fungi, Basidiomycota, Agaricomycetes, Boletales, Pisolithaceae.
GGCAAGUAACCCCUUCUUUGAUGCACAGGAAAAGCUGGUUCAACGAACGCUACUUCCGAAUACUACUGCAAAUCCCCUCGCCGGCUUAUACUCUAUCACUGCACCUCCUGUAGAAUCUACCACCAAUCCGCCCCCGACCAGCAAUGCUCGAUCCCUACGAUCUCUCACUCGAACGUCUCCUGCGGUGGCGGAGGGGCGCCUUCGCGUCAUUUUCAUGCAGUCGUCUAUUUAUUCCCGAGGUUCGUAUCUAGCGAAUGAAAGCGGCGAGGAUGGCACCGGUGUAGCAGCUUUCCCCUACCUUCCGACUCAGAUUUGCACUCAUACUUCCGCUCCUGUGGUGCUCAAGACUGUCCAAUUAUAUCCUCAGCCAUACCUGUACACCUGUCCUGCUUCCGAGUACGUAUGUUAUUUCGUUUUAUGUGCCAUCUGCUGUUUCCAUGUUGUGUCGCGUACGGGCCAGGGGUGCACGCCGAUCUGGCAUCGACACCCACUUGGUCAUUCCUUUCAUGUGUUGCCUUGUGUAUGUUUUUCUCGCACCUUGAUUGAUAAUGGAAUGUGCGUUUUCCUUGUGCCAGUAUGUCCUUCCACUUGCCUUUUUUUCAAUUUCACCCUUCGUUCCGUCUUACGUACUACCAGAAUGCAUGCAAACACAUCUGGUGAACCAGGUACCACAUUGUACGGCCUCUGAACGGUUUCACACCAUCACAGGGCAGGAAGAGACGCAUACAUUGGAAACCGUGCUGUGCCAAGCAAUGUAACAAGUAUAUACAGUAU